AUUAUCAAUUCGGUGGUAUUGCUGAUUCUGCUGAGCGCCCUGACUGAUCCUGACCAGUACCACCUGACCAGUGCUGAAUUAGGCGGUGAAUUUGAAUUUAUGGAUGAUGCCAAUAUGUGCAUUGCCACAGCAAUUUCUCUUCUUAUGAUUCUGAUCUGUGCAAUGGCUACGUAUGGAGCGUAUAAGCAACAUGCGGCUUGGAUCAUCCCUUUCUUCUGCUACCAGAUCUUUGACUUUGCUCUCAACACAUUGGUUGCCAUCAGUGUACUUGUCUACCCCAGCACAAUUCAAGACUACCUCCGCCAGCUGCCCGCCAAUUUUCCCUACCAGGAAGAGAUUAUGUCUGUGAACCCUACAUGUCUAGUUGUGAUUAUCCUCCUUUUCAUCAGUAUCAUUUUGGCUUUUAAGGGUUACUUGAUAAGCUGCGUGUGGAAUUGUUACCGAUACAUCAAUGGCAGAAACAACUCAGAUGUGUUGGUGUACAUUACCACCAAUGACACUGCGGUCCUGUUGCCACCAUAUGAUGAGCCUGUGAAUGGAGCUGCUAAAGAUCCACCACCACCUUAUGUGUCAGCAUAAGUGAGAGAGUGCCGUGUACCUAGGGAGGAUAGCUUUACUUUUCAGACAUUGGAGCAAUAGUUUGACAAUUUCACUUCCAGAAUAUAACCUCUAAGGGUUAUAUAUUGCUGUUUUGCUGACAUAUUGAAACCUGAAUUGUAUGAUUAAAAUUCUGUAGAUAGUUUUAAUAAUUUGCUGUAGCUACAGUAGUGUUUCAGAAACUAGUGAACUGGUUUCAGAACAAUUCUGGGUAGCACUAAGGUUACAGUAGUCACUGAAUAGCUUUUUCCACCGUGUCUGACAUGCAGUGCUAGAGAACAUAGAACUUGGAAUUCUUCAUCAGGUUCAGAAUAUAACUUUAUUUUUUUUAUUUGUAAAACUUCCAAAGCAUUACAAGUGUGUUUCUCAGAUGCCC
Molecule: messenger RNA, 973 nt
Organism: Leptosomus discolor (cuckoo roller)
Lineage: Eukaryota; Metazoa; Chordata; Aves; Leptosomiformes; Leptosomidae
Source: RefSeq, a predicted model, not a curated record